AUGGCCUCAUCUGAAUAUAUCCUCUACCAAUAUACACCGAGUUUGGUGGCAGCAGUGAUAUUCGCUGCCUUGUUCUUCCUGGCCACUGCAUUUCACCUAUGGCAGCGAAUUCUCAACAAUGCAAAGUACUUCAAUCCAUUCAUCGUUGGUGGUAUCUUUCAAAUAAUCGGAUACGGAGCUCGGGCUGUCUCCCACUUUCACCCAACAUCAACCACAGUCUAUGCGAUUCAGAAUCUACUGAUUCUGCUCGCCCCCACUCUUUACGCAGCUUCCAUUUACAUGGUCCUCGGAAGACUUAUCACGUUCCUACAUGGUCAGCAUCUGAGCUACGUGCCAGUGAAAUACAUGACCAAGAUUUUUGUUUUGGGUGACGUCCUCUCCUUUAUUCUCCAAGGCGCCGGAGGAGGUGUCAUGAGUGGAGGUGCAGAAAACCUCCUCGUGGUGGGCCAGUGGAUCAUCGUUGCGGGUCUUUGUGUCCAACUCGUCUUCUUUGGCGCUUUCCUCGUCACCUCCAUCUGCUUCCACUGGCGCAUCAUUAAAUCCCCAACUCCGCAGUCGACAGCUUCGAGUAUUACCUCAGGAUUUAUCCCCCGUGACUGGCACGGCCUGCUAUUUGCGCUGUAUACGGCUAGCAUCUUGAUCUUGAUCCGGAGUGUUUAUCGUAUCGUGGAGUUUGUGCAAGGAAACAGCGGCUAUCUGAUCAGCCACGAGGUAUUCUUUGCGUGUGCAGUGCGUGUGCACAAGUAA
This is a messenger RNA of Penicillium brevicompactum, 747 nucleotides long. Its product is annotated as RTA1 domain-containing protein. The transcript is spliced from 3 exons. The coding region runs from base 1 to 747 and encodes 248 amino acids. The record is from RefSeq and is a predicted model, not a curated record. Gene Ontology annotation, cellular component: membrane. NCBI's taxonomy places the organism in Eukaryota, Fungi, Ascomycota, Eurotiomycetes, Eurotiales, Aspergillaceae.